Molecule: messenger RNA, 1760 nt
Organism: Brassicogethes aeneus
Lineage: Eukaryota; Metazoa; Arthropoda; Insecta; Coleoptera; Nitidulidae
Source: the annotation of a GenBank genome assembly
GGUUGGUAGUUUGUCCGUCAUAAAUUAGGUUAUGUUUUUGAUUAUUUUCAUGUUAUAAUUUGCAGAAAAUCUCGAUAUUUAAUAAUAAAAUAACAUGUCGAAGUCCAGCGAGGAUGUUUUAUUGCAAGUUUCAAACGUUAGAUACAAAAAAGGCGACGGGACAUUAUUUUUGAUGGACACAAGAUUAAUUUGGAUGGUAGAAAAUAGAGAUACGGUUGCGGUUUCUCAUCCCUAUGCUGAUAUUAAAUCACAGAAAAUAUCGCCUGAAGGUAAAGCAAAAGUGCAGCUGCAAGUUGUGCUACACAGUGGCUUAUCUUCGACGUUUCACUUUUCGAAUCGCAAUGGGCAGCAAAGCCAAAUACAAGACAGAGACAAUGUCAAGGAAAUGCUGCAAUCGUUGCUGCCAAAAUUCAAACGCAAGAUCGACAAAGAACUCGAAGAAAAAAAUAAACUGCUUUCCAGCAACCCGUCCCUACUGCAACUCUACAAAGACUUGGUAAUGACCGAAAUUGUUUCUUCCGAGGAAUUUUGGACGCAACACGCCGCUCAGUAUACGCAGAAGCAGAACCAGCCCCCCCAAGAUAUAGGUGUUUCUGGGGCUUUCUUGGCUGAUAUUAAGCCUCAGACUGAUGGUUGCAAUGGUCUCAAGUACAAUAUAACUCCAGAUAUUAUAGAGUGCAUUUUCAAGACAUAUCCUGCUGUAAAGAAAAAGUAUAUUGAGAAUGUUCCAGCAAAGUUAACAGAGGCUCAGUUUUGGACCAAAUUUUUUCAAUCUCAUUAUUUUCAUAGGGAUCGUAAAUAUGCGGAGAGCAAGGAUUUGUUCACCGAAUGCGGCAAAAUAGACGAUCAAGAGAUGAAAAAAGACAUUCAAAUAGGGGUGGACGAUUCCUUGGUGAACAUAGGCGAGUUCGAUGAUAAAAUCUACGACGGAGGUUACGGCGUGCCGAACGAUAAGCCGAACACGCUGGGCACGGUGAGCCAGGCCAUGAUAAAAAGGUUCAACCAGCACUCGAUUAUGGUGCUCAAAGCGACGAAAAAUAAAGCCGGCGAUAGCGCGGAAAACGUCGAAACCAAACCGGACGAACCGCAAACGAAAAAGAGGCGGCUCCUCGAGACGCUCAACUACGAGGAUUUGGGCGACGAGGUCGAGGAGAGCGGCAAACAGACGCAACUCAGCCUCUCCAAAGUGGAGAGGUACCUUCACGGACCGAUGCCCGACACGGUGAGGGAGCACGUGAGCCACGCCGAGGCCUCAAAUGCGGCUAAAAGUGCAGUGCAGGAGUCGCGGCAGUGGAACAGCCGGCACAGCAGCAGUUUGGUCAGCCCUGCGGCAGCCGUGAGCGCCUUGGGCGAGCUGUCGCCAGGGGGCGCUUUGAUGAAGGGUUUCCAGGAACAUUCUCUUGCGCAAUUGGUCCCCUCGGAUAUCGAAAAAGAAGUGAGGAACUUGUAUUUAGCAUUAUGUGAGUUACUUAACCACUUUUGGAAAUGCCUUCCGCCAGCAAAUCCCAGUAUGGAACAAAAGUUCGUUAAAAUGCACGAGGCUUUGCAUAGAUAUCACAUGGCCAAGUUAAAACCUUUUGAGGAUAAGUUAAUCAGGGAGUUGUCACCACUUUCACAUCACCUCACCAAACAUUUAAAUCAGCUCCUGAAUGCAGCAUAUCAGAAAUUCAAUAAUUGGCAAAAAAUAAAGAGCAGAUAAAUGUUAUCAAUGGUAAUUGUAUAGAGCAAUAACUGUUUUAGGUUACUCGGUUUUAUUUCCG